UCACACCCCGGAGUCAAAAGUUUCAAAAGCGAAACAUUAUAUAUCAGCAUAGGGAACAGCAGUAAAAGAUAAUACUGAUGGAUUAAUCUCUCAAAUAUUUCUUCGUUAUCUGUUGUCGAGCCAUCCAGAUGUGCUGACACACAGACGCUCACCCCUCCCAUUCGAUUCAAAUCUUAUCCGAUGCUAUGCGUACGCGCGCGUAUGUGCGCGACAGGAGCAGAUUUGACAGUAGGCUAUCUCACCGCGCUGCGCGAGAGACCACCGAGAGCAACAAGAACACGCAAACGAGGGUCAACGGGAACCGACAGCGCACCAUAGAGAGCUGACUUGGCACAAAGGAGGAGACGAGUGCUGUGAAAACCGUGUCAACCGCACAGCCAUGGCCUCGAAGCUCAAUCCAAAUGUCCUUUACGUCCGCGAGCCCCGGGAGUCCCUGACCUCUCCGGACCUUCAAGCCGAGGCGGGUGACGAAUCAUCGGACAGUGAUGGGGAGCCUGAGGAGACCUCGCACAAGCUCAUCCGAAAAGUGUCCACUUCUGGUCAGAUUCGAGCCAAGAAGAGUGUGAAGGAGGGUCUUCUGCUCAAACAGACCAGCUCGUUUCAGAGGUGGAAGAGGAGAUACUUUAAACUGCGAGGCAGGACUCUCUACUAUGCCAAAGAUUCAAAGUCUCUAAUAUUUGAUGAGGUCGACCUCUCAGAUGCCAGCGUGGCUGAGACCAGCACUAAGAACAUCAACAACAGUUUCACAGUUAUCACUCCAUUCCGUAAGCUGAUGUUGUGUGCAGAGAGCAGGAAGGAGAUGGAAGACUGGAUCAGCGCUUUGAAGUCUGUGCAGAAAUGGGAGACUUAUGAGGCCAGUCAGUUUAACAUGGAGCACUUCUCUGGGAUGCAUAACUGGUACGCCUGCUCUCAUGCCCGGCCCACCUUCUGCAAUGUGUGUCGAGAGGCUCUGCCGGGGGUCACCUCUCAUGGUCUUUCCUGUGAAGUGUGUAAGUUCAAGGCCCACAAGCGCUGUGCCAUACGAUCCACAAAUAACUGUAAGUGGACCACUCUGGCGUCUAUAGGAAAUGACAUCAUAGAAGAUGAGGAUGGAGUUUCAAUGCCACACCAGUGGUUGGAAGGGAACCUGCCGGUCAGCGCGAAGUGUGUGGUGUGCGAUCGAAACUGCGGUAGCGUUCGUCGACUACAGGACUGGCGGUGUCUCUGGUGCAAAGCUAUCGUGCAUAACAGCUGUAAGGAGCAGUUGGGAAAGGUUUGUCCUCUGGGUCAGUGUAAGGUCUCCAUCAUUCCACCCACUGCACUUAACAGCAUCGACUCUGACGGCUUCUGGAAAGCCACCAGUCCAUCCUGCUCGAGUCCUCUGCUGGUUCUGGUGAACAGUAAGAGUGGUGACAACCAGGGCGUGAAGUUCCUGCGCAGGUUUAGGCAGCUAUUAAACCCGGCACAGGUCUUUGACCUCAUGAAUGGUGGCCCACAGCUGGGGCUUCGUCUCUUCCAGAAGUUUGAGACCUUUCGUAUCCUGGUGUGUGGUGGAGAUGGGAGCGUGGGCUGGGUUCUUUCUGAACUGGACAAACUCAGCCUGCACAAACAGUGCCAGCUGGGCGUGCUGCCGCUGGGCACAGGAAAUGACCUGGCGCGUGUGCUGGGCUGGGGAGGACUGUGCGAUGAUGAUGCUCAGCUGCUGCAGAUACUGGAGAAACUGGAGAGAGCUACAACCAAGAUGCUGGACAGAUGGAGUGUGAUGACCUAUGAAGUGCCCACCAAACAGACUCCAGCUAUCGUAAAGGAGGAGGAUCCAUCAGACUCUCCCUUACAAAUUACACAAUAUGCUGAUUCUGUUGCCACUCACUUGACCAAAAUCCUGGACUCUGACAAACACAGUGACGUUAUAUCAUCUGCUAAGUUUCUGUGUGGAACAGUGAAUGAUUUCGUGGCUGAGGUCGGCAAAGCUUAUGAGCGGGCCACAGAGAAUAAAGAGGAGGCUGAUGCUAUGGCAAAAAAGUGUGCCAUGUUGAAUGACAAGCUGGACUCUUUGGUCAAGGCUCUCAGUGAAGACGCCAAUGCCCAGCUGGUACCAUCCGGGUCCAUCUCACCAGACGAGAGCGACACUGAUCAGUCCAGACCCUUCAGAUCAAGAGAGCAGCUGAUGCUGAGGGCCAACAGCCUGAAGAAAGCACUCCGACAAAUCAUAGAUCAGGCAGAAAAAGUGGUGGACGAGCAGAACAGACACACCCAGGUGCAGAGAAUGCCGUCCUCCUCGUCGAUCAAAAUAGGCAGCAGUGAGGACCUCAAGGAGGCGGAGCCACGUCAAAACACAUUGAGUCCAACCACUACAGCCCCUAUUUUACUGGAGAAGUCAGAGAGCUUCAGCCCUGUGCUUUUCUCUGAAGACUCUGUCCAAUGCACAGAAAAGUGUGUGAUGAAUAACUAUUUUGGCAUUGGGCUGGAUGCCAAAAUAUCUCUUGAGUUUAACAAUAAGAGAGACGAACACCCAAAGAAGUGCAGUAGUCGCACUAAAAACAUGAUGUGGUAUGGAGUACUAGGGACCAAAGAACUGGUGCAGAAAACCUAUAAGAACCUGGAACAAAGAGUCCAGCUGGAGUGUGAUGGAGUGCCCAUGUCCUUGCCGAGUCUUCAGGGCCUUGCUGUUUUGAACAUCCCCAGCUAUGCAGGAGGCAUUAAUUUCUGGGGUGGCACCAAAGAGGACAAUAAUUUCGGGGCUCCAUCUUUUGAUGAUAAGAAGUUGGAGGUGGUGGCUGUGUUCGGCAGCAUGCAGAUGGCCAUGUCUCGAGUCAUCAACCUGCAGCAUCACCGCAUCGCACAGUGUCGGCAGGUGAAGAUCACGAUCCUGGGUGAUGAAGGUGUGCCUGUGCAGGUGGACGGCGAGGCCUGGAUCCAGCCUCCUGGCAUCGUCCAAAUCGUCCACAGGAACCGAGCUCAGAUGCUCACCAGAGACCGGGCCUUCGAGAGCACGCUGAAAUCAUGGGAAGACAAGCGGAAAGGUGAAAGCCGCCCAGCCCGACCCCGACUGAAUUCCCAGCAGUCCAUGGAGUAUCUGACAGAGGAGGAGUGUGCGCAGGUGCAGCAGCUUGGUUUAGUGGCCGACACACUCAUCAACAGGAUUCGGGAGGUGGCUAAGACUCAUAAGGUGGUGGAGCAGGAAUUAGCUCACUCUGUCAAUGCCAGUGCUGCGGUCCUGAGUGAGGCCUUCCCCUCCAAACCCUCCAGUCCUGAGGGUUUGAGUCGCAGUACAGCUGUAGACAUUGUCAACAGCAGUAAAGUUCUCCAGCAAGAGACCAAGAUGCUGCUGGAGGGGAAACUGCUGCAGUGGGAGCCUUCUCAAAAAGAAGAGCUUCUUUCCACGGUGGACAGCCUCAGCGCUGAGUUACUCAAGCUGGAGGACAUUCACUGGAUCUGUCCCAGCAUGCACUGCUCUGAAGAGGACCCAUCCCGUGUGCCAGGGAAAAGCAGUAUGAAGCUGAAAAUCAUGCCUAAGGGGAAGAAGGAGAGAGAGAGGUUACACAAGCAGCGGUCCAGCGGCUCUCUGUCAGGAUCUUGGGAUAUCAAGGGCGGGAUGUGUGAUGUGGAUCCUGCAGGCAACUGAAGAGCCGAAGUGGUUUGUCAUGAGGACCCACUCUGCCACGGGACGCUGCUUUAUGCCCAGUGAGGGAGGACAGGAGAGCCCCUGUGCAGACACAUGCCCCACCCCAGUGUUUGUGCGCAGCCCGGCACUGCAUUACUGAGCUUCUGUUACGUUUCUUCUGCACCUGCGGACGGCAGGCGUCACGGGAAAUGCUCAUCAUCAGAGAGCAGGAAGUGGAUCGUCCAUCAUCUCUCUCUGUUUCCCGUGCGCAACCAAAUCUGUUCGCUUUAUGAUCUUGUUACUUUUUUCUUCGUUUCUUAGUAUUCAAGCCGUCAGACACAAACUACUGUAUAAACUUUCUUUGCUCUUCAAAAAAAAAACAAAAAAACAUUUCUUUGGCCCCGUCCUGUCGCCGCCUGAUCAACAAGAAAGGAACUAACUAAAUCAAACUAAACAAUUGUAUUAAAAUGAAGACGAUUAAACACAUGCAAAAAAGGAAUCUCCUGAUGAAUGAAUGUAUGCUGGACCUGUAUUAUUCGUCAAACUGGCUGAAUAGUUAUUCUGCAUCUAGUCUCUGUAUCUCUCUCCAUCAAAGACCAUCUAGUUUCUGCAUGCCUUUCAUGCCCUUAUGCAGGAAAUAAAGGUCUACUUUUUCUCUUUACUCUCGGAUCGUCAGCCAAGUGUAUCACUAGUGUGUCAUUGAGCCGUCGUUCUAGAAGCUUCAGUGCCGUAACUCUUGUGCCAAGUGAGUAAAUGGAGCGCAGUGGUUUAAAGUGAGCUGUUUCUUUACUUUUUUCUGCAGGGAAAUCUUGUGAAAGAAAGUGAUGCUGUAUGUCGUACAUUUCAAGAUGUAUUUUAUCUCGCCUUGCACUUUAAUAGAGAAAACAAAUGUUUAAAAAAGCAAACUUAAAAGGUUGUGUGUUUGGUUUUAUCAUAUGAAAACUGGUACCCCAUUCAUGGAAACCCUAUGAUGGGAUAUGUUACAUAUAAGACAGUAUAUAAUCCAAUUUAUGAAUGUUUUUCAACUGUCACCCCUUUUCGGGGUCAGUGUGUACAUGGAAACCCAGAGGGAACGCAGAACUUGACCUUGCCUAAUGUGUGGAUCACAAACAGUAUUUAUCAACAGAUGGUACAGUGUAACAUUUUUCCAUAAAAAGAGAUAAUAUACAUGAUACUGGACAACUUAAUUGUUUUCUUGUGAGCCAAAGUCUAGCAGUAUUGCUCUGUAAAAAAAGAAAAUGACAAAUAGGUCUAGAUUUGAAAGUUUCUGGACAGUCUUAAUGCUGAUUGUGCCCCUCAAAGUUGGAUUGUAUUUUUUUUUUAUUAUAAAUUUGCAUGUCUUUGUUUCAAACUUCCUCAUCUGUGAUGAACUGUUGCUGCGUGCUUAAUUUUGAUUGACAUAGCAAACGUUACUUUGACCAUCACUGCGUAUCAGCACAUGGAUUAUGACUUUGGUAAUCAGGUACAAGCGGAAGGCAAUGAUUUUAUGAACAGAAAAUGUAUUUUUUAAUUUUCUCUUUGAACUGAGAAAAAGAACCAAAACAGGUACCAAUCCUCUUCAUUGUCAAGACUACUGUUUACUUUUAAACUGUAUUAUUUAUCCUUU
Messenger RNA from Carassius auratus (goldfish), 5189 nucleotides. RefSeq names its product diacylglycerol kinase delta. The transcript has 29 exons. Gene Ontology annotation, molecular function: ATP-dependent diacylglycerol kinase activity. Gene Ontology annotation, biological process: phospholipase C-activating G protein-coupled receptor signaling pathway. Gene Ontology annotation, cellular component: plasma membrane. Bases 380 to 3604 code for a protein of 1074 amino acids. The record is from RefSeq and is a predicted model, not a curated record. NCBI's taxonomy places the organism in Eukaryota, Metazoa, Chordata, Actinopteri, Cypriniformes, Cyprinidae.